This is a messenger RNA of Glycine soja, 2180 nucleotides long. RefSeq names its product probable folate-biopterin transporter 2. Bases 343 to 1833 code for a protein of 496 amino acids. The transcript is spliced from 5 exons. The record is from RefSeq and is a predicted model, not a curated record. Lineage: Eukaryota; Viridiplantae; Streptophyta; Magnoliopsida; Fabales; Fabaceae.
AUUUCACCAAUAGAAACAGAAUCACAAGGCAAGAACCAAGUCGUGUUAAUUUCCAUUCAUAUCAUUGGUUUCAUUUCCCUUCAUUUUUAUUCUUCUCUUUGUUUCUUUUUCCAACUAGCUACUGGUCCAGCUGUUUAUUACAUUUCACCCUUCUUUAUAUUAUUUGUUGGAAACUGAAAUCAGGAAGAAGAAAAAAAUUGAUCUCAGACCUGUUAGUGUUAGAUUUAGAUUCCAAUCAUGUCUACCAGAUAGAAGUCAAAGAACAAAUUUUUGGAGGAUUUUCUUUCAUGCUGAUUGAAAAUCUGAAAUCUUUGCUGUGAAGGGUGAUUCAAAGGUGUGAUAAUGGAGGAGGAAAAUCAGGAAGAUCCAUGUAGUGAAUCUAUGGAGGAAGAUGAAUCCAAAAGGGGGGUUUGGGACUGUUUUUGCAUCCCAAUAAAUUGGUUUAGCAUGCUUUCUAGGGAAAUGCAUUGGAGCUUUGUGUUUGGGGUGGUGGUUGUUUAUGGAAUAAGCCAGGGACUUGGUGGAGCUCUUGCUGAAGUUGGGACUAAGUAUUACAUGAAAGAUGUUCAGAAGGUGCAGCCAUCUGAGGCACAGAUUUAUAAAGGAAUCACAUCCAUUCCUUGGAUUGUGAAGCCUCUUUGGGGUCUUCUCACUGAUGUUCUCCCAUUUUUCGGGUAUCGCAGGAGACCUUACUUCAUUUUUGCUGGUUUCAUAGGAGUGAUUGCCAUGCUUUUGUUAUCUUUGCAUGAAAACCUGCAUCUUGUGUUGGCCCUUUUGGCAUUAACAGCUGGGAGUGCUGGGGGGGCAAUAGCAGAUGUGACCAUUGAUGCCUGUGUGGCACAGAACAGUAUCUCUCAACCCUCACUUGCUGCUGACAUGCAAAGUUUAUGUGCCUUCAGUUUAUCUGUUGGAUCACUAAUUGGUUACUUCAUUAGUGGUAUCUUUGUUCACUUUCUAGGCCCUAUGGGGGUGUUUGGUCUGAUGACUAUCCCAGCUGGACUUGUAAUUUCGGUUGGUUUUCUGCUUUAUGAGCCUCGUAUGCACAACACAUCUUACACACAGGUGAAACAAAAUUUUAUUGAUGCUGGCAAGGCUAUGUGGACUACAUUGAGGAGUGAAGAUGUAUGGGGGCCUUGUUUAUACAUGUAUUUAUCCCUUGCAUUGAGUUUGGAUAUUCGUGAAGGAAUGUUUUAUUGGUAUACAGACUCAAAGGGUGGACCAUCUUUCUCUCAGGAGAGUGUUGGUUUUAUAUUUUCAAUUAGUUCUGUGGGGGCUCUUUUAGGUGCAAUACUAUACCAGUAUGCUCUAAAGGAUUAUGCAUUCAGGAACUUGCUAUUCUGGACUCAGUUGAUUUAUGGCUUGUCAGGGAUGCUUGAUCUGAUUCUGGUCUCGAGAUUGAACCUUAAGUUUGGCAUACCAGAUUAUUUCUUUGUUGUGAUUGUUGAAAGCAUAGCUAAAAUGACUAAUAGGCUCAAGUGGAUGCCUAUGCUUGUGCUUAGCUCAAAGCUUUGUCCCUCAGGUAUUGAAGGCACUUUUUUUGCUCUCCUAAUGUCAAUUGAUAAUGUUGGACUUCUCUCAGCAUCAUGGGGUGGUGGCUUUGUUCUCCACAUGCUCAGGAUCACAAGAACAAAGUUUGAUAACAUUUGGUUGGCGAUUUUGAUCCGCAACAUUUUAAGGAUUGCUCCACUUUGGCUCCUGUUUUUGGUGCCUAGAGCUGACCGCAGCUCUUCAAUUCUUCCAUGUAAAAGCAUGAAUUCAGAGGUGGCUAUCGACCCUUCAGACACCAAAAAUGUUGAAUUGGUGUCCCUUGUACACAGUGUUGAUGGUAAAUAGUGGAAUGAAAAGACAUUCUUUUGGAUUCUCAAUUCCAAAUACACGAAAUUACCAAGCCAGUGUAGAAUUAAACGUGCAAUUUGUUUGGAUUUAAUGUGGAAAAAAAAUAAGAUGAUUUUGAGAGGACAGAUCUGUGUAGCUUAUGUAGUUUGAGGGUGAAGGGACAUCCAAGCAAGAGGGAUUCCCUAAUGAAUAUUAAUCGGUGGUGGGAUAUUUAUGUAAAGUAAGCCCUUGGUAUAUCUUUAUGCGUCGAUCUCAAUAAUUUUGGUUAGGAAACAAAACUGAAAAUCAAAUUUUAUAGAUAUUUGUUAUUUUUGGAUUUAAUGAUCAAUUGAUUGAUAUUUUUA